UUGUUAUUGUUAGCUUGUUAGCUAGCAGAUGAACUCGAGAAAUGGAGAUAUGACAGAGUAAUAACGACUUAUUACAUGUGCACGAUUAAGUUAUUACAAACGUUAAGUGAUGGAGGACGGAAACAGGACUGAUGCUGCUUCCACAUCCAAGAGCCACGCAGGCUCACUCCACCUGCAGACUCCAAAAAAUGAGGAUGCCUAUGAAAUUGCCAUCCCCUAUGAGGAGAGCAACUUUGAGCAGCCAGGAUUUUUCAACCAGAGUGAUCAGAACUUUGAUGAUUCGCCCCCAUCAGCUGGCCCGUCUCCAGUCAACAACUCAUACAUGGUGAUCACCAACCUGCGGACCCAGCUACAAAUCUCUCUGGAGAAAAAUUCUUGGCUGCAGAAAAGAAUUGAGGACCUGGAAGAAGAGAGGGACUUCCUCCGUUGCCAGCUGGACCGCUUCAUCUUUUCCACGAAGAGCCAGGGACAGGAGCAGAGUCAGAGCCAGUACAGUAACGGUUAUGAGUCCAGACGAUUCAACUGGAGGGCAAGAAGAGAUGAAGAUCGUCCUGCUGAGCAACAGAAGUCAGAUGCACAGCAUUUCACCUCACGUCAGUUUAUCCAGCGAAGGCCCGGUCCUCCAACUAUGGUGCCUUCCAAAAACCAUGUCUCCAGUCCACUAACCAAUCAGCUUGCCUCUAUGAAUGCUUUGUUCAACUCUACACAAUCCCAGGCCCUCUUGCAAGGCCAUAGCCAUAGUACUCCCAGUACCACGGCCAGUGGCAGCAGUGGCAACAGCAACAGUGUUACCAGGUCAUCCAUUAAUGAAAUGAGCGGACACGGCAACAUAGGUCCAGAUUCCCUCUCGCUCUUGGGAGAAUCUGAUGAGUACUUGGAGCAGGACGGCUACCUUGAGGAGGAAGAAAUGAUAUCAGGGGAAGAUGUAAUGCCAGAUACCAUUAACAGCAACAGACACCAGUUAAAAAGAAGGCGAGUCUUCCGAGCCCCUAGAGAACGGCAGAGAGUGAAAGAUGCUGCUGGAGUGCUGUUUCGCUACAAGAAAAUCCUGCUUACAUACCAGCGUCUGAAAAAUAUGUCCAAAGCCUUCCAAAUCCAUGGUGUGGACCGCAACACAGUGGCUUCUACCACACCCAUAGCUGAGUUGCUACUAGUGGCCCCAGAGAAGGUUGCAGAGGUGGGCGAGUUUGACCCAUCCAAGGAGAAGCUACUGGACUACGCCCGGCGCUGCUACACUGCCCUGGAUGAGGAGACACUCAGCAGGGUGCAGGCCCUAAAGAAGAAUAACCUGCUCUUGCCCAUCUCCUACAGGUUCAGACACUGAGGGGAGAAAGACAGAGGGAUGGGAAGUGUGUCUCUAGAAAACAGUGGAGUCGGUGGUUAGGUGAGGAGAAGGGAGGCAGUUGGGAUCUGCUGCAGCAGGUCACCGCACCUCCGAGGCACAGAGAUGUCCAGAGGGAUGAGGAAUUAUUUUACUAACUCAGCAUCCUGGAUAUAGCCAUGUAGGCUGCAGCUGAGAUUUUUGCUUUUCAGAAAAAUAAACUUUCCACGUCUCCCUUUUAUUAAGAAUACGGAUCAGGUGCAUCAAGUUUCGUUGACAAAUCCUCACCAUCGUUCCAGGAAUACUGAGGAUGUGGGAGUGCCUGCUGCAGCCGGGAAGGAGCAAAGAGCAAAGUAGCAUGUCUUUGCAAUUCAGAAUUUGUGAACAAGAAUGUGUCCUGAGUAUUAGGGUUAUAGAGCAGAUUGCGUUUCCGCUCUACUUAAAUGAGUGUAAUCAACGUAGCUCAUACACGUCUCGGUGUGUAGGUUUGCAGAGAAUCACAGACAUCUACUUUCCUGUACAUCUGAAUCAGUUUGAGGCCAGGAUUGUCUAGAUCAUUUCAGUUCCUGGCAGCCUAAAUGAUUUAUAAGCCUAGCAAUUUUUAUCACUGUAUUUGAGUGCAAUUUUGACACAGUCCUAAAAAUUUGGUAAUCACCAUCUCUGUGUAUGUUAAAAUGAUGCAGCACUCCAUAGAUUUUGCCAUAGUUUUAAGAAGUUGUCACCAAUUUCUUAUGUUUAUAUUGCUCAGUGCGUUCUUGCUCUAUUAUUUUUGCCAUUGUCAUUACAAUAUCAAUCAUUUUCAUUUGCCUUAAUGCAAUAUUUGUGAAUUCCUAAUUUAGAGAUGCAACUGUUCAGUUUCACUUUCACUGCCUGAACACCCACUGCAUAAGAGUCUGGGAGUCAUUUUGAGUCCUCUUUUCCUUUCCAUUUCUCCAGACUUAAAGGAAGGGAGAACUCACAAAAAGAAAGAAAUAGAUGCGAUAAUGAACUUGCUAUAGUAAAGACUAGUCUGACAUCAUGUGAUGCAAAUGCAUUUUUGAAAGUACCAUACUUCUGGCAAUAAGAGCCACUUGAUUUUAGUUAAAAAAUCAAAAAACAGACACACAAACGUUGGUGAUAUUAUAUGUGUUUGCCUCAUAAUAAUAAGGCCACCUGUUGGUCUCAGGCGCAGUUUUAACAACAGUACUGCUGCAUUACUCUUUUGCUCCACUACAAAUUGUACUAACCCUUUUUAUAAUUAUCUGCACUAAAAAUACACUAAAUGUCACUUCUUAUGCUUCUGAUAUUGAGGCGCUUGAAUUGAUUUUGUGACAAUUAUACCUUUUGUAAAAUACGGUACAGAGCAUUUACACUAAUUAUUACUAAAAUUACUAUUUGUAACACUGUGUAACUUUUGGUUCAUUGUGAAAAAUUGUGGACAUUGAUCAUAUAAACAGUUUUUACAAUGUGAGUUACAGCAUCAUCAAAAGCAGCUAGCUUGUGCACACAGAGAGUCUAUCGUUGCUUCCCAGUGUCUCACUACAAAUGCAUGUGAAAAGAGUUCUUUGAUGAUCUGUAGCCUAUAGAGGUCUUGUCAAAAUUCAUAAUUUUCAAAGCAGCAGACACGUUAAUUAUAUUGUAUGAUAAUGUGUGGUGUUUGUGCCGGUACAGUGAAAUGAUAAGAUCUCUUAUAUCAAAGCAGAUUAUUUUACAGUGGAAUACGCUGACUCUUGGCUUCAAUUUUCAUUCCUUAAUAAACCAUUUUCCUAAACGUAAACAGAGACGGGUACUCCGACCUGUGUGUGUAAGGUGCAGUGCAACUGCUAAGCAGACCUUGCAAAAUCAUACCAGGGUGUAGUGUUUUAAAAAACAAUAAUCUGUCUGUCUCAUUUUAAUGUCUCAUAUUUCUGUAUAUUGAUUGAAAUGUGUAUCUCACUUAAAGCCAAUUAUUCACCAAAUGUAUAGUGAGACACAAAUGUCAUUAACACGUUUGAUUUCCAAACAAAAAUUUAGAUUUAUUAAUCUGUAAAAUCCAACGUCACCAUUCACUGAAAACAAAAGCUUAUGAUUCAUAGACUGUACUGUUAAGACAGAAAUGUAAUUAAAACAUUUGAUUUCCUACAAAUAAUGUCUAUUUCUAAUUCU
This is a messenger RNA of Xiphias gladius (swordfish), 3445 nucleotides long. Its product is annotated as coiled-coil domain-containing protein 106-like. The transcript has 8 exons. The record is from RefSeq and is a predicted model, not a curated record. NCBI's taxonomy places the organism in Eukaryota, Metazoa, Chordata, Actinopteri, Istiophoriformes, Xiphiidae. Bases 110 to 1324 code for a protein of 404 amino acids. Gene Ontology annotation, cellular component: nucleoplasm.